This is a messenger RNA of Parnassius apollo (apollo), 369 nucleotides long. Lineage: Eukaryota; Metazoa; Arthropoda; Insecta; Lepidoptera; Papilionidae. The record is from the annotation of a GenBank genome assembly.
AUGGUUCUCCAGGAACUGGUUCUCUACCGUCGACGUUCCCAAAGAUCGCCGGUGCCGAGAAUGGCACCACAGUCACCGCAACUGCAGGUUGACGAAAGACCGAUUUAUCCAACAUCUGGAACUUCAGCUGGCAGUGAACCUUCACAGCCGAUGGUGUUAGAGGAGCAACUCGACGAAGACAUACUGGUUUUGCUUGGUAAUGCACCUAAGACCAAGACCCUAAUGGGUCCAGCAAUCCAUAAGAAAAUAGCCAAUCGGUGGCAAUACAUACUUGCUAAAGGGUUGGCAAAAGACGUGGAAGAAAGUAUUUUGAAGACUUAUCUUAUACCCUCCAACUGCGAUUGCACUAGCUCUAAAGUCGGGGGUUAA